Molecule: messenger RNA, 1941 nt
Organism: Mercenaria mercenaria
Lineage: Eukaryota; Metazoa; Mollusca; Bivalvia; Venerida; Veneridae
Exons: 2
Coding region: 430-1425 (331 amino acids)
Source: RefSeq, a predicted model, not a curated record
CUUUUAAAUCUUCCUCCCAGUCCCACAAUAAAAUAUUAGACAACGUAAGAUAAAUAUUGGUAUUUCAGCUUGAUAUAAGUUUAAUCAAUCGAGUGACUUUACAAUAACAUAAAGCGAAGAUUACGUAAUGUCUGUGGAAUGUGUAGUUCACACGCACUGAUUGACCUGAUGAGGUAGAUACAUUUAGGUCAAACCAGACAGUGAAACAAUUGUUCGGUGAAUCGGUCUCAACAAAAGAUAUUUCGGUCAUUUUCAAUAUAUAUCUUGACCAUUAUUUUUCUUUUCUUUUUCUGAUUAGUCCCAGAGUACACUUUAUUUACUUUUCAUAAUGAAUUUAAUGAUUAAUAUUAAUCUAUAUAAAUAGAUCUAAUUAUAUCUUAAACUAGCUCAAUUUUACUGACAUUUAUGUUUUCUUUUUCAUAUUGAACUAUGCCAAAAUCACGCACAAAUACAGCGAAAUCCACCGGGACCUCACGCCGACGGGUCGCAGACGGAAAUACUGAUCCCCCACAACCUGCAACACUAUCUGGAAGGCGGACUGGCUAUGGUAGAAAACGGUCUCAAACUGUCAGUAACAGCGGGAACCAGCUACCGUCUAACCUUAUGGCUAAUGAUCAACAUCCAGGAACCCAGAUUCUUCCACAAGGGAUUCAGCUCCCACAACCUCCUCUUAACCAAGCGAACCAGGUGCAACCACCAUUUCAGACAGAAAACGGUCCUCAACCUCAAGGUAAUCAGCUGCCACCCCAGCUUCCUCUGGAUAACAAUCUGCAAGAUAUCCAUCAGAGGGCGUCGUCAUCUGCAGACACAAUUCAGCAGCAGCAGCAGUCAGCCACAGACUCCCAACCGAACUUCACGGUUUGGAUUGUGGGAUCCUCUCUAAUUAAAGGUGCAUAUCUCACCGCAUGCCAAAGGAUCAAUGGCGAACAGUUGGGACUCCAGUCUAUUAGCGGUAAUGUUUUGUGGGAGUUUUUAGGGGGAAUGAAAGUUUCUGACCUAAGUGAUACCAUAACAUAUCUUCUUAAUUUUAACCGUCCACCAAAAUUUUUAAUUAUUCAUUGUGGCGGCAAUGACAUUGGUCAACGUCCUAUGGUCGAAAUUACAUGGGCUAUUAAAGACUUCAUUACUAAAACAGUAUUGGUUAAAAUGCCAGAAACAAAAAUAAUUUGGUCUCAAAUUUUACCGAGGAGAUCUUGGAGAUAUAUUUCUGAUAAUGUUAUAGCCAAUAAAAUACGUUCUAGAAUCAACAGUUGUAUUAGUACAUUUUUUAUUAAACAAGGAGGAUUUUACAUUAAAUAUCCAGACAUUGAUGAAAGUCAAAGAUUCUUCGCACAAGACGAUACACAUCUGUCAAACCUUGGCUAUAGUUUAAUGCUAAACAACAUAACAGGGGCAAUUAGAACUUUUAAUUCUGUUGUUGUCUGAAGGGUUUUUCUUUUAUGCUAGCCCGCUUUGGCGGAAGCCCACUUCUCCCAGUUUCUUACACUGUGAUCGUGGCCUUAUGGCAUUUUCUAGCAUAAAAUACUUUUUUGCAUCCGUUGCCGGGGCAAAUCAUUAGUAUAUAAAUUUCCAAUAAUUUUUCAGCCAUGGCCACUUUCAUGCCAAUAUUUUUUUAAAAUAAAUGAGUCUAAAAUUACAGUUUGUUAGUUUUAAUACUUUCCGGUUUUGUUGUUGGAUAAUACUCUAUUUAUUCGUUUAAGGAUAAAUAUUUUAUCCAACACAUCACCGGAACCAAAUAUCUCAUAAGGGCCUCCUUAGAUUUCUUUUUGUGUAAGAGAGUUUUCAAGGGGGACAACUCAUCCUCUAUAUAAAUAAAGCGAUCUCUAGAACUUUCUCUUUCCACGACAGCUCCAUUGCAAGGUAGACAUCAAAAAUUAUUUACAUUUCUUAAAUUGUACGUUUAAUAUUCAUUUAAUUUAUAAAACAAAACCCCACCACUUC